This is a messenger RNA of Caenorhabditis remanei, 1218 nucleotides long. RefSeq lists its product as uncharacterized. Bases 1 to 1218 code for a protein of 405 amino acids. Lineage: Eukaryota; Metazoa; Nematoda; Chromadorea; Rhabditida; Rhabditidae. The transcript is spliced from 7 exons. The record is from RefSeq and is a predicted model, not a curated record.
AUGGAUGCUGUCAUCGACGAGGAUGUUGGUGAUCAACUAUUCUUGGUCAAUCCUGCUACUCCUACAAAAAUAAAACAUGGCGCGUUUCAAAAACUGGCUAGAGAGUCUUCCAAUCUGUGGAACUCAAGCACUGCUGCAGGCGAUGGUGAUGUAUUCGACAAAAUAGUUUUCCAAGACGAUGAUCUCUAUGACUCUUCUCAAGACAGCUUCCGAUACGGGAGAGUAACGACUGGACCGAGCUACAAUUUGGUCACGGGAAAGAUGCCUGAAAACAUUUUUUCGAAGGUCAAAUCAAAAGAUGAUGAGAAUGACGUUAAGAGUGAAGCAGACGAUUCUGAGGAUUUCAGUGAAAUUAAACAAUUGGAAAUUCAUACUUUUAUUGAGUUGUAUGAAAGCCAAAUGCCGAAGUAUUUUGAAUAUCGAACCAGCUUUCCGGAAAUCCGUGGAAUUUGGACACUUCUUUUCGACCAAAACCAUUAUCAGGAUAUGUCAACUUUUGAGUUGCAAGCUGCUAUUUGUGCUGCUCUCAAUUCGAGACACUAUAUGAUGAUUUGUGUUGGAGUGGAUUCUUACAACACUAUCACCGGAGUUGAAAUGUCUGCGAUUAAUCGUGUCACUUUCCGGAUGGCACUGACGAGAGCAGUGGCUGGGGAGUUUCAACCACCUCUCAUCAAGAUCGCCCCUAAACAAUUGACUGGGGUGACUCCAAUGAAGCGAGACGUUUCAGAACUAACACCGAGUGUUGACGUUCUAUUCAUACCUGUUACCGGAGAAGGGAAAUUCGGUGGAGAUGAAAUCAUAUCGAAUCGGUUUUUGAUUGUUGUCCGAGUCAAGGAAUUAUCUAAGCGAUUUUAUCAGUUGUCUUCCGGAAGAAUUUAUAAAGAGGAGGACGGCCGAGUUGUCGAAAUGUCGAAUUUGAAUGAUGCUUUUCACACAAUGAUUAAUGAACAGUCUAUAUCUGAUAUCCGACAAAGACGCGGGAGUAUGUUCAUGUUGGAGCCAGAGCCAUUUAUUAUAGACUCAUCGAUUGUUCAAGAAGAUGUUCAAGUUAGGAAAGAGAAAGAAGCAUCUGAAAAGAUGGAGAAAUUUACAGAAAAAGAAACGCUUGUUGAAUCGAUCGUUUCUCGUUUGGAUUUCGAGCACAUCGGUUGGUUGCUUUUCGGGUCCGCUCUAUCCUUCUGUCUCUACAAAAACGCCGUCAAACUGCUUGUAAAGUAG